Amaranthus tricolor (Joseph's coat) is the source of this 1888-nucleotide messenger RNA. Its product is annotated as homeobox-leucine zipper protein ATHB-6-like. Lineage: Eukaryota; Viridiplantae; Streptophyta; Magnoliopsida; Caryophyllales; Amaranthaceae. Gene Ontology annotation, cellular component: nucleus. Gene Ontology annotation, biological process: positive regulation of DNA-templated transcription. Gene Ontology annotation, molecular function: DNA-binding transcription factor activity, RNA polymerase II-specific; sequence-specific DNA binding. The transcript is spliced from 3 exons. The record is from RefSeq and is a predicted model, not a curated record. The coding region runs from base 551 to 1507 and encodes 318 amino acids.
UUUAACCUAUAUCACUAACCCCAGUUUGUUUAUUUAAGGACACUGAAAUCUGAGAGCCUUCAGGCUCUCGGUUAUGAUCUUGGGUUUUAGCACAACUUUCUCUUAUCUCUCUCAUCCUUUCCUUUCCAAAUUUCUUCCAUUCACACUCCCAAAAAAAACUCCCUUUCAUUCCCUCCCUAGGAUCAUGUAAUGUUUUGUGUUGGAAAAAUAGAGUAAUUAAUUGGGUAAAUAUCUUUUUGGCAAAGCAAAAUUAGUAGUGUUUUAUUGUUUUUCUUGUGCAUGGGGUUACAUAAUAUAGUUGUGGAAGAAAACAUUGAUGUUGAUGGGUGGAGAAAUGAUAAAUGGUUGUUUAUAUGUAUUGAAUCAUCUAAAUCUUCUUUAGUACACUACUUACUAUCUCUUCCAAGUAAAACAUUUUGACUAAACAAGAAAAUAAAAGACAAAUCAAAAAACAAACUACAUUUUAAUUCAGAAAAAUAACAAAAAAAAGGCUAAAUUUUUGACAAGAAUCUGGUUCAAUACUCUCCAAAGUCCAAACAAGUGUGGAAUCAUGAAAAGAAUUGGCAGCUCAGAUUCUCUUGGUGCUCUGGUUUCCAUGUGCCCUCCUUCAGAUGAUCAAAGCCCUAGAAACAAUAUGUAUAGCAGGGAUUACCAGUCAAUGUUAGAUGGGCUAGAUGAAGAUGGGUGCUUAGAAGAAACUGGUCAUGUACCUGAGAAGAAGAGGAGACUCAGUGUGGAUCAAGUUAAGGCUUUGGAAAGAAACUUUGAGGUUGAAAAUAAGUUAGAGCCUGAAAGAAAAGUUAAACUUGCUCAAGAACUUGGGUUGCAGCCUAGACAAGUUGCUGUUUGGUUCCAAAAUAGAAGAGCUAGAUGGAAAACCAAACAGUUGGAAAGAGAUUAUGGUGUUCUUAAGGCUAAUUUUGAUACUCUUAAGCAUAAUUAUGAGUCUCUUCAACAUGAUAAAGAUGACCUUCUUAAACAGAUAAAAGAGCUAAAAUCAAAGCUAAAUGAAGAGAUAAACUCAGAGAGUGAUAAUGAUGUAAGCAUCAAACAAGAAGUUUUGGUGUUUGAAUCUGAUGAUCAUAUCAAUACAAAAGCUAUUGAAUCACUAAGCAGUGGAUCAGAAGAAGAAGCGAAGUUGUUAAAGGUAAAAAAACAUGUGUUUGCAGAGUCCAAAGAUGGUUCAGAUAGCGAUUCAAGCGCAAUUUUAAACGAUGAUAACAGUCCAAAUGCUUCAAAUUCAUCAAUUUUCCAGACUCAACAACAACUACUAAUGUCUCCAAUCUCAUCAUCUCCACCAUCAAUCAACGGUUUCAAUUUCUCAGAAUCAAGAUCAGACGGUUUAGGAUCUGUCCCCAAUAAUAAUAAUGAUAACAACAAUGUGUAUCAUCCUCAUUUAGUAAAAAUCGAGGAACAUAACUUCUUUAGUGGAGAAGAAGCUUGUAAUUUCUUCUCAGAAGAACAAGCUCCUUCUCUGCAUUGGUAUUGCCCAGAUCCGUGGACUUAAACCCAAAAAAACCCAAAUAAAGUACUUGUAAUGGGAAAAAAAAUGGGUAAAAUUGAUGAAAUUUAUAUAUAAAAAACAUCCUGAAUCUUGAUCCUCCAUUAAUGGUAGAGAAAAGUGAAAUUCCCAAGAAAGACUGAAAAUGGGAAAAAAUGGAAGGAGGGCAUGUGGGGGGACAUGGAGAUGGGUGGAGAAAGAAAGCAGGAAAGUAAGACGGUGACGUUUUGGAGGUUUGUGUAGACUUACUCUGGUGUCGAGUAAGAGUAAUGUACACCGUGCGGCAAUGAAUGAUUAGGCAGUAAUUGGAGUCACUAUCUGCUGUAAAAAUAAUAAUAAUAAUAAUAAUAAUAAUAAUAAUAAUAAUAAUAAUAAUAAUUUUAAUAA